UGAAGAAAGUCCAUCUCUGAGACGUAUGACUAUGAUGAGGGAAAAGGGAAGGCGACAGGCCAUCAGAGGCCCCGCAUUCAUGUUCAACAACAGGGGCACUAGUCUUACGGCUGAAGAAGAGCGCUUCCUAGAUGCAGCAGAGUAUGGGAACAUACCUGUGGUGCGCAAAAUGCUGGAGGAGUCAAAAACACUGAAUGUCAACUGUGUUGACUACAUGGGCCAAAAUGCCUUGCAGCUUGCUGUAGGGAAUGAACAUUUGGAAGUGACAGAACUUCUGUUAAAAAAAGAGAACUUGGCACGGAUUGGAGAUGCCCUGCUGCUCGCAAUCAGCAAGGGCUACAUUAGGAUAGUGGAAGCAAUUUUGAAUCAUCCUGGGUUUUCAGUAAAUAAGCGACUGACUCUGAGCCCUUGUGAGCAGGAGCUUCAGGAUGAUGAUUUUUAUUCCUAUGACGAAGACGGUACCCGCUUUUCUCCAGAUAUCACUCCCAUAAUUUUAGCUGCCCACUGCCAAAAAUACGAAGUCGUACACAUGCUAUUGAUGAAAGGAGCAAGGAUAGAAAGACCUCAUGAUUAUUUCUGCAAAUGUAAUGACUGUACAGAGAAGCAAAAGCAUGAUUCUUUCAGUCACUCUAGGUCAAGAAUAAAUGCAUACAAAGGACUGGCUAGUCCGGCUUAUCUGUCCCUCUCCAGUGAAGAUCCAGUACUCACUGCCCUAGAACUCAGCAAUGAACUUGCCAAGUUGGCCAACAUUGAAAAAGAAUUCAAGAAUGACUAUCGCAAGCUGUCUAUGCAGUGCAAGGAUUUUGUGGUUGGUGUUCUUGAUCUCUGCCGAGACUCGGAAGAAGUGGAGGCCAUUCUGAACGGGGAUUUGAAUUCUGAGCCAGUUGAAGCGCAGAGACACAGGGCAUCACUGAGUCGUGUGAAGCUGGCCAUUAAGUAUGAAGUCAAAAAGUUUGUGGCCCAUCCAAACUGUCAGCAACAGCUACUGACUAUCUGGUAUGAAAAUCUCUCAGGAUUACGGGAGCAGACCAUAGCUAUCAAGUGUCUGGUUGUGCUGGUUGUGGCAUUGGGCCUUCCAUUUCUAGCCAUUGGUUAUUGGAUUGCACCAUGUAGCAGGCUUGGGAGAAUUCUUCGAAGCCCAUUUAUGAAAUUUGUGGCACAUGCAGCAUCCUUCAUUAUUUUCCUAGGCCUGCUGGUGUUCAAUGCUUCAGACAGAUUUGAAGGUAUAACAACGCUACCAAAUGUCACUGUUACCGAUUACCCUAAGCAGAUCUUUAGGGUGAAAACUACGCAGUUCACCUGGACAGAAAUGCUGAUCAUGGUAUGGGUACUUG
Molecule: messenger RNA, 1334 nt
Organism: Phaethon lepturus (White-tailed tropicbird)
Lineage: Eukaryota; Metazoa; Chordata; Aves; Phaethontiformes; Phaethontidae
Gene: TRPC3
Product: transient receptor potential cation channel, subfamily C, member 3
Exons: 4
Biological process (GO): calcium ion transmembrane transport; regulation of cytosolic calcium ion concentration; manganese ion transport
Cellular component (GO): cation channel complex; membrane
Molecular function (GO): inositol 1,4,5 trisphosphate binding; store-operated calcium channel activity; protein binding
Source: RefSeq, a predicted model, not a curated record